UGGCUGUCGGUGGACAAAAUUCAUCUGGUGGGGCCGGCGCCUCCCCCCGGGAGCCACCCGGCCGCAGGCAGGCGUAUGCUGGGGACCGCCAUGCUGCCGCUCGGAAGAACGGCGUGACGUCAAAAAGCACAGCGGGAGACACGCCUGCUACUGGGACUGACCCACGCGCAUCCGACAGCGUGACCGCCGCUGCCCCGUGGCCUUCUGGCACCGCGACACAGACAGCGUGCAUGGACAGGAGCCGAUCAAUCUGUGCGGCGCAUGGAGAGCGCUGGGAGCACGGAGCGACAACGAGCCACCAUUGAUAUAAGCUAACACAGAAUAAUCACAAAAAAUGCUCUUCCUUCUGAGAAAAAAACGUAAACCUAUACAUUUCUGCCUAAUUCAUGGGUUAAAAAGGCAAAACAGAAAAAUAGCAACAGACAAGUCUGUUCCCAGUCCCAGUUUGACUUGUUUGAAGGCACGAGAUCUGCAGGGUUUUGUAAGCGAGGGAGGAGGUUGGCUUCUAGGAACCACAUUGGACAGCCGAGUGGUGGGCAGCUGUGGGAGGGGCUUCGUGGGGCAAUGAGGGGAUUUAGAAAGGGGCCGUCAGUGUCCCGUGGAUUACAAUAAUCCAGAUCCCCCCAUCGCCGUGAGCUGUGGCACCGUUUGGGCUCCAGCGCCAGAGAAGAUGGAGGUCAGCGCUCGGCACAUCCUGUUGUCCCUUCUGCUCCUGGCUGAAGCCCUGACUGGUGCUCUCACACAAGGGGAAGAGGAGGAAGCUCGCGGAAUGUGGCAAAGCAAAGCCUGCAAUUGUGACUGCCCGGGGACGCCCCCCAUGGCCUUCCCCACUGACACCGAGCUGGCCCCUCCCCCACCCAGAAGCAGCUUAAUGGACUGCAUGCCAGAGUGCCCGUACCACAAGCCGCUGGGCUUUGAGGCGGGCUCCGUGGCUGCCGACCAGAUCAGCUGUGCCAACGAGGAGCAGUAUACCGGGUGGUUCUCCUCCUGGGUGCCAAGCAAAGCACGGCUAAACAACCAGGGCUUUGGGUGUGCCUGGCUCUCUAAGUACCAAGACAGUAGCCAGUGGCUGCAGAUCGACCUGAAGGAGGUGCAUGUGGUGUCUGGGAUUCUGACCCAGGGCCGCUGCGAUGCCGAUGAGUGGAUGACCAAGUACAGCAUUCAGUAUCGCUCUAACGAGACACUCAACUGGAUCUACUACAAGGACCAAACUGGCAACAACAGGGUGUUCUAUGGGAACUCGGACCGGUCCUCGUCCGUGCAGAACCUGAUGCGGCCGCCUAUCGUGGCACGUUAUAUCCGGGUGCUGCCGCUGGGCUGGCACACACGCAUCGCUGUGCGCAUGGAGCUGCUGCUCUGCAUGCACAAGUGCACCUGAAGCCCCGCCCCCCAGCAUUUCACCACUCCCAUCAUCCUCACCUGAAGCCCCGCCCCCAGCAUUUCACCACUCCCAUCAUCCUCACCUGAAGCCCCGCCCCCAGCAUUUCACCACUCCCAUCAUCCUUACCUGAAGCCCCGCCCCCAGCAUUUCACCACU
Molecule: messenger RNA, 1537 nt
Organism: Paramormyrops kingsleyae
Lineage: Eukaryota; Metazoa; Chordata; Actinopteri; Osteoglossiformes; Mormyridae
Product: retinoschisin
Cellular component (GO): plasma membrane
Molecular function (GO): signaling receptor activity
Source: RefSeq, a predicted model, not a curated record